Molecule: messenger RNA, 213 nt
Organism: Plenodomus lingam JN3
Lineage: Eukaryota; Fungi; Ascomycota; Dothideomycetes; Pleosporales; Leptosphaeriaceae
Source: RefSeq, a predicted model, not a curated record
AUGCCUCAAUACAACGUAACCCUCAACAAAGACGCCUCAGCCUCCGACCUCGAGCAGGCCAAACAACACGUCAAGGACCAAGGCGGCGAGAUUGUCUCAGAGUUCACCCUGAUCAAGGGCUUCACGGCCAAGCUGCCCGAUGAUCUGGUCACGACCCUCAAGAGCAACGACAAAGUCACCGUCGAGCAUGAUGGCGAGGUCACUACGCAAUAG